Molecule: messenger RNA, 2610 nt
Organism: Trichoderma gamsii
Lineage: Eukaryota; Fungi; Ascomycota; Sordariomycetes; Hypocreales; Hypocreaceae
Product: eukaryotic translation initiation factor 3 subunit C
Exons: 3
Coding region: 1-2610 (869 amino acids)
Biological process (GO): translational initiation
Cellular component (GO): eukaryotic translation initiation factor 3 complex
Molecular function (GO): translation initiation factor binding; RNA binding; translation initiation factor activity
Source: RefSeq, a predicted model, not a curated record
AUGUCUCGAUUUUUCCGUGCCGGCAACGACGACAGCUCCAGCGAGAGCUCCAGUGACGAGGAGGAACUCUACUCCGGAGAAGAGGGUCAGGAAGUCGACCAGGAACAGUCUGAAGAAGAAUCCGACGAGUUCGACCAGUCCGACGAGGAGAGCGAAGAGGCCGACGACAAGGACGCCGGCGACCAGAAGCAGGGAGCCUUCCGAUUCUUGAGAGACAACGUCGAAUCAGACAGCGAAGGCGAAGAUGAGGUUCGAGACAAGGUCAAGAGCGCGCAGGACAAGCGACUGGACGAGCUCGAGACCUCCAUUAAGCAGAUUGAGAACGGCCUGAAGAACGGCGACUGGACCCUGAUCUCAAAUGAAUUCGACAAGCUGAACCGACAGGUUACCAAACUGCCCGCGGGCAGCAAAAUCCCCAAGCCUUACAUCAAGGUUAUUGCCGAAGUCGAAGAGGCCGUCAAUGAGGCUCUUGCAAAGGCGAAGGUCACACCGAAGAAGAUGAACGCCAUCCAGGCCAAGGCCCUCAACGCCGUCAAGCAAAAGGUCAAGAAGACCAACAAGGACUACCAGGCGCAGAUUACCGUCUACAGGGAGGACAAAGACACUUACCUGUGGUCUUCAGACGAGGAGGAAGAGGAGGUCCCCGCUCCCAAGGCCCCCAAGGCCGUCAAAUUCGAGGAUUUCGCUGCUGCCGAGGAGGUCGCUGAUGAGGGUUUCGCCACUGUUGGAAAGGGCGGCCGUACUCUGCAGUACACCCCUGAGAGCAUCUUCAAGCACCUGCGAGGCAUUUUGGAGACUCGUGGAAAGAAGAACACCGACAGAAUUGACCAGAUUAAGGUCAUGGAGAAGCUCAACGAGAUCGCCAACACCCCCUACCAGCAGAUUCGUGUUCUUCUGACUCUGGUCUCUGCCCGAUUCGACCUCGGCUCUGGCACCACCAACGUCAUGCCUCUGGAGCACUGGAAGGCUGCUGAGAAGGAGCUGUCUCAGCUGCUGACCAUUCUCGCCAACAAUAACGAGUACGUCGUGCUCGAGAAUGUCGAGGAGUGGGAUGAUGAUGAGAAGCCCCCUACUCUGCAGCCUGGCGAGAAGCACAUCAAGGUUGCCGGCAGCAUCGUCUCCUACGUUGAGAGACUCGACGACGAGCUGCACCGAUCUCUGCAGAGCAUCGACCCCCACACCUCAGAGUACAUUGAGCGCCUGCAAGACGAGGGUGCUCUGUACAACGUCAUCUUCCGCGGUCUCCUGUACUACGAGGCCCUGCAGAAGGAUGAGACCAUUGAGGUUCCCCAGGAUAGUGUCAACCGCAUUAUCAUGCGAAGACUAGAGCACGUCUACUUCAAGCCUGCUCAAGUCGUCAAGACUUUUGAGGAGAACUGCUGGAAGGCCGUUGGCGAGAACGUCGACUCCACCACCACUCCUCGUGCCCAGGCUCAGGAGCCUGCUGAGCUGGUCAACGUCCUCUGCGCCUACCUUUACACCCACAGUGAGGGCAUCCUCCGUGCCCGAGCUCUGCUCUCGCAAGUCUACUUCCUCGCCCUGCACGACGACUACUACAAGGCUCGUGACAUGAUGCUCAUGUCUCACUUGCAAGAGACUGUCACCGGCUUCGACAUCCAAAGCCAGAUCCUGUACAACCGAACUCUCGUCCAGGUCGGUCUCUGCGCCUUCCGCAAGGGCCUCAUCUACGAUGCUCAGAACACUCUGCAAGAGAUUUGCGGCAGCGGCCGCCAAAAGGAGUUGCUCGCUCAGGGUGUCAUGAUGCAGCGAUACAGCCAGGUCUCUCCCGAGCAGGAGCGCCUGGAGAAGCAGCGCCAGCUACCCUUCCACAUGCACAUUAACCUCGAGCUACUCGAGUGCGUUUACCUGACUUGCAGCAUGCUCCUGGAGAUUCCUCUCCUGGCCCAGACCGGCUCUUCUCCUGAUGUUAGGAAGCGUGUCAUCAGCAAGACCUACCGCCGUAUGUUGGAGUACCACGAGAGACAAAUUUUCACCGGACCCCCUGAGAACACCCGAGACCACGUCAUGCAGGCCUCCAAGGCUCUCGCCGCUGGUGAGUGGAAGAAGUCCAUCAGCUUCAUCCACAGCAUCAAGAUCUGGGAUCUUAUGCCCAACAGCGAAGAGAUCAAGGAGAUGCUCUCCAAGCAGAUCCAGGAGGAGGGUCUGCGAACAUACCUCUUCACCUACGCCCCCUUCUACGACACCCUCGCCGUCGAAACCCUCAGCGACAUGUUCGAGCUCGACGCUACCAAGGUCGCUGCCAUCAUCAGCAAGAUGAUCAGCCACGAGGAGCUUGCCGCUUCUCUCGACCAGGUCACCAGCAACGUCAUCUUCCGCAAGGGCGUCGAGCUCAGCAGACUCCAGUCCCUCGCCCUCGCCCUAUCAGACAAGGCCAGCGCUCUCAUCGAGACCAACGAGCGGACGCUCGAGCAGCGCACCCAGGGCACAUCAAAUGCCUUUGAGCGACAAGGCGGCAGAGGUCGGGGAGGCCACAGAGGAGGCGCACGUGGAGGCAGAGGAGGUCCUCGCGGUGGUGGUGGCAACACUCAGCGACAGGCUGGUGGCACACAGUUCACUGGCGGCGCUCUGGGAGCUGCCGUCAGGGGUUAG